Molecule: messenger RNA, 698 nt
Organism: Sycon ciliatum
Lineage: Eukaryota; Metazoa; Porifera; Calcarea; Leucosolenida; Sycettidae
Product: small ribosomal subunit protein eS7-like
Exons: 8
Coding region: 88-612 (174 amino acids)
Biological process (GO): translation; ribosomal small subunit biogenesis; rRNA processing
Cellular component (GO): cytosolic small ribosomal subunit; 90S preribosome; small-subunit processome
Molecular function (GO): structural constituent of ribosome
Source: RefSeq, a predicted model, not a curated record
ACGUUUUUAUCAAGAAAAGUAAACAUAAAUAAAAAAUGGCGACCAACAAGAAAUCCUUUCGCUUUGAACUCCUUCUCAAGACCAGCCAUGGCUGAUAUGUUGUCCUCUGUGAACGAGGCUCUCAUCGAGCUGGACAGUAAGUCCGACUUGAAAGGAUCUCUCCGUGAGAUUACUAUCACCGGAGCUAGGGAAUUCGAGCUCGGUAGUAGAAAGCCUCUGGUGAUCUUCGUUCCCGUGCCUUUGUGGAGAACUCUUCAACGUGUUCAUACCAGACUGGUCCGCGAGUUGGAAAAGAAAUUCAGCCGCCAUGUCAUCUUCCUUGCCCAGCGGAGGAUUUUGGCUAAGCCUACCCGCCGAUCCCGUCAGAAGCAGCUCCGGCCACGCAGCCGCACCCUGACCCAUGUCCACGACUCCAUCCUGGAGGAUCUGGUGUACCCCGCUGAGAUUGUCGGACGCCGCACUCGUGUCAAGCUGGAUGGUAGCCAUCUUAUCAAAGUUCACCUUGACAAGGCCCAGCAGACCAACAUCGAGCACAAGCUGGAGACCUUCACCGGCGUCUACAAGAGGCUCACUGGCAAGGAUGUUACCUUUGAGUUCCCUGCUCUAGAAUAGAGAGUUCAUACUAAACAUCACCGCAAGGCUUUUAUUCUCUUCUCUCUCAUCACCAUCAUUGGGAAAUACAACGGCUGUUGUGCGAA